Lactuca saligna is the source of this 807-nucleotide messenger RNA. The record is from the annotation of a GenBank genome assembly. NCBI's taxonomy places the organism in Eukaryota, Viridiplantae, Streptophyta, Magnoliopsida, Asterales, Asteraceae.
AUGGAGUCAGUACUUGAAGUACCUGAACAUAAACAUCCGUUAAAACUCAUUGAUUUGCAGCUACAAUAUGAAGAAGAGGAAGAAGAAGAAGAUGAGGAUGGUUAUCCCAUUAUGAAAGAUGGCUUUCAUGGUGUCACAUGUAGAAGGUGUGAGGAAGAAAUCCAUGUGUACCACAGGUAUUACUACACAUGUUGUUCAUCAUCAUGUGAUGAUAAGAAGGUCUUCUCACUUCACAAAUUUUGUGCUGAGCUCCCCAUAAGACAUGAUUUUGUAGGUAAGGAGGAUCAUUGGAUUUACAAAUGCGAUAAAUGUCUGUACUAUGUCCAUCUGGAUUGUGCAAUUAGUUUGCCGCCUCCUGCUGGCUUUGAGAAAACCAUUAAAAAUUAUGAAGAUGUUGACCAUCCUGGUCUUCUCCAUCUCCCGUUCCCCGAUGAAACAUACAGCCUACCAAAACACUAUUUGUUUUUCCAACAAUCAAGUACUGAUCAUCGUCAUCAUAAGAUUAAGGUGAAUGAUCACCUAACACAUGACAGUCAUCAACACCCUCUGAUUCUAGUUGAUGGUGAGACACAAAUUGAUACCAAAGGCAAAACCUCCUCAAAGUUUAAUCUUUCAUCAUCAAUUUGUCACGACCCGAUGAAAAAGACCCAACUGUUAUGCAAUGGAUGUCUCAGACCAAUCAUGUCCACCAUGCCUUUUUACAUUUGUGCUAAUGCUAAUGCUAAUGCUAAUGCUAAUGAUGAUGAGAUUCAGAUUCAGAUUCACGGGGUUUGCAAUAAAUUUGCUCUCCACUACUCCCCCCAAUAA